AUGGGUAAAAAAAAACAUUCAUUUGAAGAUGAACAAAAAGAUAAAACUAGUAAAAAAAAUCAACAAGAGGAACUUGAAUAUGCAGAAAUGCCAACCGGAUGGAAAGAACCACCAUUCACUAAAGAAGAUAAUCCUCAUGGACUUGUUGCUGAAAGUUCAUUUGCAACUUUAUUUCCAAAAUAUCGUGAAAAAUAUCUUCAAGAAUGUUGGCCAUUAGUCAAAACUGAAUUAUCAAAAUAUGGUAUUAAAGCUGAACUUGAUCUGGUCGAAGGUAGUAUGACUGUUCGAACAACACGUGAUGCAUAUGAUCCUUAUAUGAUUAUUCGAGCACGAGAUUUAAUUAAACUACUUGCUAGAAGUGUUCCUUAUGAACAAACAGUUAGAAUUUUACAAGAUGAUAAUGUAUGUGAUAUUAUUAAGAUUAGUUCAUUUGUUCGUAAUAGAGAACGUUUUGUUAAAAGAAGACAACGAUUAAUUGGUGCAAAUGGAUCAACACUUAAAGCUAUUGAACUUCUAACAAAUUGUUAUAUUCUUGUUCAUGGUAAUACAGUGACUGCUAUUGGACCUCAUCAAGGUAUUCGACAGGUUAGAAAAAUAGUCGAAGAAACAAUGCAAAAUAUUCAUCCAAUUUAUAAUAUAAAAACAUUAAUGAUAAAACAAGAAUUAGCUAAAGAUCCAAAAUUAAAAAGUGAAUCUUGGGAUCGUUUUCUUCCGAAAUUUAAAUCGAAAAAUCUUUCUAAACGUUAUAAACCUCAUAAAAUUCGUGUUACUAAGCCAUAUACGCCAUUUCCUCCACCACAACCUUUAUCAAAAAUUGAUAAAGAACUUGAAAGUGGUGAAUAUUUUUCUAGAGAAGCUGAACGUCGUCAGAAAAAGUCUGAAAAACAUCAAGUUAAAUUGGAUAAAAAUACUGAAGUAUCAUUACAACGAAAGAAAGAAAAACGAGAAAAAGAAUUCAUACCACCUAUUGAAAAACAAUCUAAUUUCAAACAACAACCAACAACAACUGAUGAUACAUCAAAAUUAGUUAAGAAUGUCAAGAAGAAACUAAAACGUUUACAAGCCGAUUAA
Molecule: messenger RNA, 1071 nt
Organism: Rotaria sp. Silwood1
Lineage: Eukaryota; Metazoa; Rotifera; Eurotatoria; Philodinida; Philodinidae
Source: the annotation of a GenBank genome assembly